Molecule: messenger RNA, 1615 nt
Organism: Klebsormidium nitens
Lineage: Eukaryota; Viridiplantae; Streptophyta; Klebsormidiophyceae; Klebsormidiales; Klebsormidiaceae
Source: the annotation of a GenBank genome assembly
GGUAGAUCCUCAUAUUCUAGGGUUCAAGGGGACCACAAGAGGCAGCUGUGGCGCAGGAUCUCUCGAGCAUGGCGCCACAGAAGGACUACUUGGUUGAGGUGGUCUUCACCCUCCCAGGAGAAGCCCAGCUCAUCCGCAUCUCCGGGAAGGACCGCACCCCCAUCGCCUCCGGCCUCUUCAGCAUCGUCCGCUUCGUCCCCUUCCCUGCACCCCCGAACGGCGCCGCCCUCUACUGCGCAGAAGUGCACACAACCAGGGUUUACUUCUCGCAGACCCCGGGAUCUUGUGUGCACACCUCUCCCAGACACUAUGCUUUCGCUGACAACGAAAACUGGUUAGGGCUGAGCCUGCCGGAGGGAAUUGGUGUCAAGGAGAUUAAGCAUUUAGAAGAGUUGCUGGCUGAGCAUGCAGGCUUGGAAAAUGUAGGCGCUGGGAGGCCGCCGGGGUCGCCAUCGGGGGGCGUUCGCACUGGGGAGGUGGGGGAGGGGCAGGUGGUGCGAAUAGGCCCCACCGGGCAGCUGAGCUUUGAGACGUUGUCGGCUGCUGCAAGCCCCUACGUGAAAGAGCUUCAGAAGCAGGCUAUCGUCCUGGCAGCUGUCGCUGGCCCUCACGUUGAGCGAGCGGCCCCACACGUUGCCCAGGGGAUUGAGAAAGGGUCCGAUGUGUUGGCGCAAGCGAUUAUCUAUGGAGCUGAGAAGUGCAGCUCGGGACUCGCUGCUGGGGGGGAGUUUGUCAGCCAAAAGGUGGCCCCCGCCGAGAAACCCGCGGAGGUAACGGAGGAGGAUCGGCUCAAAGCGCAGCGGAUCCGGCAAGUGACGGGGGUUGCGGCCAAAGUUUCCAAGGGCGUCGCAGAUGGGGUCGUGGCCUUCGCUACGAGUGUCGCGGGCGCUGUCUCAGGGGCGGUGGGGUCAACCGAAACCGGAAAGCGGGUCAAGGAGUCGAAGUCGGGCCUGAAAGAUGUCGCAGCAGCGUCGCUCGGAGCGUUCGGAAAAGUAUAUGUUGCGCUCGAAACUGGGACCAAGCGCGUUUUUCAGGAGGCGGGUGUGGUCACUACGGGAUAUGUGCGACAUAGACAUGGGCACGAGGCCGGUGCUCUGGCGGCGGAGUAUGUGGAGGUCGCCGGCAACGUGGCCGCCAGCGGUUACGCCCUUAACCAGGUCGGGGUCAGGACAGUUGUCGAAACCACGGCUCAUGUCACAGUGACGGACCUCACUCGGCAGGCGCCAGAGAGGGUCGGACGCAUCGAGGGCCCUGCCCAAAACGGGCAAGCGAGGGGAGACGCACGAAACAGGUUAGGAAACUAGGUCACAAUUUGUUCUUAAAUACAUCGGCGCAGUCAAGCAAAGUGAAAUCGGUAUUUAUGCUACAGAAUCCAAUACUGACCAUUCCAAACAACAGAAUUGAGAGCUACUUUAAGCAAAUGCUAUAACUCGAUUAGCCAUUAGUAUCCAUGUAAAAGUCUGUCAAGCUCGAGGAUGCAUGCAGCAACAUACACGGUCACAAUUUGCGUUCAAACCAGGGCCGCAUUUGAUCGUCAUUAAUCAUCCUGGAUAGGUGACCUAAGCGCUUUGAAACGUACUUUCCGGUCCGCGUGUUGAGAAACAGAUGACUGAGA